This is a messenger RNA of Lacerta agilis (Sand lizard), 1418 nucleotides long. It is a transcript of the gene CENPH, whose product is annotated as centromere protein H. Gene Ontology annotation, molecular function: kinetochore binding. NCBI's taxonomy places the organism in Eukaryota, Metazoa, Chordata, Lepidosauria, Squamata, Lacertidae. The coding region runs from base 28 to 762 and encodes 244 amino acids. The transcript has 9 exons. Gene Ontology annotation, biological process: chromosome segregation; kinetochore assembly; mitotic spindle organization. The record is from RefSeq and is a predicted model, not a curated record. Gene Ontology annotation, cellular component: kinetochore; nucleus.
GCGGGCCUUUUGAAACAGAGGGAAGGGAUGGAAACGAGGGGGAGCGCGAUGGCGGCUCCUCUCGACGGCUUCGUUGAAGAGACAUCAGAAGAAGCCCGACGGCUCGACGGCGAGGAGGGGCAGGAGAAGCUGGACAUAGUGUCGCUUUUAAGAAUAAGAGAACAAAUAAACCAACAACUUUUGGAAUAUAAUGCAACAAUUAAUGCAACUGAAGAAAUCAUUACGGAUCAAGUUAUUGAUGAAAAGGCCCUUGUGUGCACAAUAGAAGACUUGGAAAGGGAAUUGGAAGAAGUGAAGCUAUCACACAAACACAAAACUUUGGCAUUACAAAGGUUGCAAGUAAAUGAUGCACUUAGAUCCAAGCUGAGGGACAAUGAUGACAACUUAAAGUUGAUCGAGCAGACUAUAAAACACAUUGUGAUGCUUAGUACUGCAGUAAUUAAAUCAAAGCAGCAGUCACGUGAACUGGAAGAAAAAUUGAAUGAAGUUAAGCAGAGAAGACAAUCACUAAAUCAAGCUAUGAAUUGCAAACUGGCAGAUAUACAUAAUAGGAAAAUGAAACAAAAAGAGCAACUCGACAAUAUGGAAGUGAGUGAAAUGUUGAAGAAAGCCCGUAGAAAUCUGCAAAAGGAAAUUGAGAAGACGACAUUGAUUCAAAACAUCUUCCAGAAUCUCAUUAUUGGAAAUGGGGUCAAUUGGGCAGAAGAUCCAGCUUUGAAGGAAAUUGUUCUGCAACUGGAGAAAAAUGUUUCUACAAUGUGAAGAAGAAGCAGAGCAGUACAAUUUCUAUAGUUUGCUAAUUCAGAGGAGAAGCAGUAGUGUGACUAGCUAUUGUGACAAAGAGGUUUGUUUUCAUAAUCAUAACUGUAAUGGCGCUUAAUUAUAUUGAUGCACAGAUGGACUUGAGGACUUCCUGCUGUAAAAUAUGGUGACUAACUUAAUGGCUAGAUUUUUUUUGCUAUACCUUGGAAGAAUCAUUCCAGUUUUAUGGAAGGAGCUAUUAACAAAGAGUAUUGUAACUACAACAUUCUUACCAUCGCCUCCUCAAUUUCCAGAAAAAUUAUUGGCUGUUGCCUUGGAAUGAAGACAGAGCAAUAGGUUUGCCUUUUAAAUAUUGUUUCCUGCUGGGAAGGCAGGAAUGCCUUUCCUUACAUUUUGACUGACUUUACCACCUAUAAGUAGCACAUCAUUUUUAUGUGCCACUGGAAAGCAGCUUAGCAUUUUGAGGGAUCAUUUUUGUGAUCAUUUUUGUUAUAUUCAAUGGAUUUCCAAAGCCAUUUCACUACAGUGGCGUGUUAUGCAUGUUUAGUUAACUGUUGUGCAUUUAAAUAGUUGGCUGCUGCUAUUAUUGCAGUGCCAUCAGUAUUCAUGUAACAUUGUGCAUUUAAGUGUUUCAUUAAAAAAGUUAGAUGCCUGAC